Molecule: messenger RNA, 1936 nt
Organism: Thunnus maccoyii (southern bluefin tuna)
Lineage: Eukaryota; Metazoa; Chordata; Actinopteri; Scombriformes; Scombridae
Product: ribosomal RNA processing protein 36 homolog
Exons: 8
Coding region: 132-1208 (358 amino acids)
Biological process (GO): maturation of SSU-rRNA from tricistronic rRNA transcript (SSU-rRNA, 5.8S rRNA, LSU-rRNA)
Cellular component (GO): nucleolus; 90S preribosome
Source: RefSeq, a predicted model, not a curated record
UUUUAUGUUUGAAGUGUCACGUGCAGCCUUCACGCACACACACGUGGAUAAUGGAGCUCAGCAACACUGGACUUUAUAUGAAGAAAUAGACGCUUUUACUGGAUCUGCGCUGCCAGCAGUGAGUCGUCGUCAUGACGGGGAGACAGAAGCAGCGACGGGCGCCGGCGGUCACAGAGAAGAAAAACAUGGCGAGCAGCAGCGAUGAUGAAGACUCCGAUGUGGAGAAGAACUUCACACUGCUCACCAAGAGAGGAGGAGGAGGAAUGAGUGAGGAAGGAGAGCAGUACUGCCAAGAAGAGGAAGAGGAGGAAUUCAGUGACGAGGAGGAAGGGUCUGAUGUUGAAGAAGAGGAGGAGGAGGAGGAGGAGGAGGAGGAGGUUGAAGGGGAUGAAGAAGAGGACAGAGACAGUGAAGCCUCUGAUGAGGAGGAGGAGGAGGAGGAGGAGGAGGAGGAGGAGGAGGAUGAUGAUGAUGAUGAUGAUGAUGAUGAAGAGCCAGAGGAUGUUGGUGGUAGCAGUGAGAUCCAAACCAGAGAAGACAUUAAGAACGAACUGUCCAACAUGUCCUUUGAGGACAUCAUGAAGCUGCAGAACAAAGUCGGAACCAAAGUUUACAACGAGGUCGCCUACGGCAACGACGGCAAGAGUCACCAGAGCAGCAAGAAGAAGCGACUCAACAAGAACAGGCCGAUGGAGAUUUCAUCCAAGAAACCGGCGCCGUUCCUGCGUCAGGUCGUCCCAGUCAGGAAACCAACGCUGAGAGAUCCUCGAUUUGACGACCUGUCAGGAGAAUACAAGGCUGAGAUCUUUGAGAAGACGUAUAAAUUCAUUAAUGACAUCAAAGACAGAGAGAAAGAGAUCGUCCAGAAGAAGCUGAAGAAGACGAAGACGAGCAGCCAGAGGAAGGAGAAGCUGCAGUUCCUGCUGAAGAGGAUGGAGAACCAGGAGCGAGCGAGGAAGAGCCGAGAGCAGCAGAGAGAGAGAGAGCUGCAGUUCAAGAGGCAGCAGAGAGAGCGAGCCAAUCAGGGCGAACGACCGUUCUUCCUCAAGAAAUCGGAGAAGAAGAAGCUGCAGCUGGCUGAGAGAUACGAGGAGCUGAAGAAGAGCGGCAAGCUGGAGAACUUCCUGAGCAAGAAGAGGAAGAGGAACGCUGGCAAAGACCGGAGGAAGCUGCCGAAGCAGAUGCAGCAGAAGAAGAAGACUGCGUGAGGCGUUCAAUGACCAAAAAAAAAAAACACAUGAAGAAGAAGAAGCUGCAGGGCGCCGCGUGUAAGGGAAGUAACGGACAGACUGAUGGUCCUGAUGGAUGAAGAACUGAAUCAACUUUAUAUUAUUGUCAAAAGUUUAAAUAUGUUUUAUUGAAAAAUGUCUGGUGCAUUCAGGGAUGCUCCGACGUCUGAGCGCUCCUGGUGAGAGGGUGUCAGUGAACACACCGUCAGUGAGAGUUUUCCAGUCUCUGCUUCGAACUGUGUAACGACGUCUUUCUAUCCAGAUAAACAGCAGCUGCCACCAAGUCCGAGCCUCAGAAAGCGGUUUAAACUCUCUGUUUUCACCCAGAUGGUUGGAAGGGUGUUUGAGACGGUGUUUCUCAAACAUCACUGAGUGUUUAUCAUGUAGAGAAAUGUUUCCUGAAGUUGGAGAACUUUUAUAAAAUCAGCUACGAGUCGAACUGUUCAUCUAAUACAGAUGUAAACGGCCUCUCUGUGUUGCUGUCCAACUCUGAACUGUAUAUAACAUGUUUGUUUUUAUAUUCUUCUUCUGCUUCUCCGUCACUGAAUGUUCCCUGUAAAACGUCCUCAUAACGUUUCUUCCUCAAGCGUUUCCAGUCAGUCGUGUUUUUUAAAGAUACAGAACAAACACUCUGCUUGGAAAAUGUCUCUAAUAUGUUUUUUGUUCCUAUUAAAAAAAAAAAGUUCAAUUAAAACCUUCAAACAUCA